Halichondria panicea is the source of this 1254-nucleotide messenger RNA. Its product is annotated as vacuolar protein sorting-associated protein VTA1 homolog. Gene Ontology annotation, biological process: late endosome to vacuole transport via multivesicular body sorting pathway. The record is from RefSeq and is a predicted model, not a curated record. Gene Ontology annotation, cellular component: multivesicular body. Bases 95 to 1135 code for a protein of 346 amino acids. NCBI's taxonomy places the organism in Eukaryota, Metazoa, Porifera, Demospongiae, Suberitida, Halichondriidae. The transcript is spliced from 6 exons.
CUUUUAGAUGUCAUGUGUUUGCUGGCUCAGCACAAACUUCUAGCUAACGCAUAUACAUACACUGUACUUUGUGGCUAGAGCUAGCUAGCUAGAGAUGGCGACACCUCGUGCAGGAGAUAUCCCGAUGGACCUAAAAGCUGUCAAACCUUUCCUCAUUAUCCACAAGCAGUUGGAGAGAGAGCACCCUGUAGUGGCUUACUUUGUGCUCUUGUAUGCUGUCCAGGAGGGCAUUAAAGUGAGCAAAUCUCCAGAGGGAAAGACAUACUUGUUCAAAAGCAUGGACAAACUGGAUACGAUGAAGAACGAGCUAUUGUGUAAUCCUGAUUUGAAAGAGGAUAUGGGAAGUGAUAAUGUUAUUGGAGCUCAAGCGCGUAUUGAGAACUAUGCACUGGAUCUGUUUGACACAGCUGAUCAGGAGGACAGGGCAGCAAGGUUCACCAAGAAUUUGUCCAAACGCUUUUUCACUGCCAGUCAGAUCUUUAUGUCCCUCAAGCAAUUCGGAGACCUUUCUGAGGAGAUUGAGGGGAAGAUGAAGUAUGCUAAAUGGAAAGCUGUGGAGAUUGACAAGUGUCUCAAGAAUGGCAUCAUGCCCACUCCCGGUCCUCCUGGAGGCUUCAAAGAACAACAUGAUGAACCAGCUUCUCUGAAUGAGCCUACUGGUAACUAUGGCAACCAGCCAGGAUCGUCUAGUGAUGUUCCAAUAGGAUUUGAUCUUCCUCCAGUCCCCCAACUGCAACCCCCCCAAGUGCAGGCACCUUCCCCAAAAUGGCCACAGGAAUCCCCCCAAGUGCAGGCACCUCCCCAGAACUGGCCGCAGGAACCCCCCCAACCUCUACCUCCUCAGGUGUGGUCACAGCAACCCCCCCAGAACUGGCCACAGCAACCCCCACAACCUCAACCCCACCAGAUACGGCCUCAGCUACCCCCUGAAGUGAAACCAGUUCCCAGGCCUCGUGGUCAGCCAGAGGUGGCAAGUACUAGUGUUGCCCGUGUGGUGGUAGGAGCUGGAGAGACAACCAAGGCUCAGAAGUAUUGCAAGUUUGCCUCGAGUGCCAUUGAUUACGAUGAUGUUGAAGGAGCAAUUGAUUAUCUCUCUAAAGCUUUGAAUCUGCUAAAAACUGGCAAAGAAAAUUGACUGUAUUAUUGACUGUAUUAUUAUUAUAAGACUCUCACUUCAUGUUUACACAAACUAUUGUUAUCAAUAACGAUGUCAUAUAAAGUGUUUCUAAUAGUUCAUUGUUCUAUAAAAAGUUC